Hippopotamus amphibius kiboko is the source of this 1176-nucleotide messenger RNA. RefSeq names its product pregnancy-associated glycoprotein 2-like. Bases 31 to 1176 code for a protein of 381 amino acids. The transcript is spliced from 9 exons. Gene Ontology annotation, biological process: proteolysis. The record is from RefSeq and is a predicted model, not a curated record. Gene Ontology annotation, molecular function: aspartic-type endopeptidase activity. NCBI's taxonomy places the organism in Eukaryota, Metazoa, Chordata, Mammalia, Artiodactyla, Hippopotamidae.
UUCCUGAAUAAUUGCAACUGGGAAAGAAAUAUGAAGUGGCUUGGGAUCCUCGGGCUGCUGGCCCUCUCAGAGUGCCUAGUCAUAAUCCCUCUAAGGAAGAGCAACACCUUGCGAGAACCCCUCAGGGAGAAAAACCUGCUGACAAAUUUCCUGGAGGAGAACAUGGACGACAGGUCCCAGAAUGAAACUGAUGACCCGAAAAUGUAUCUUCACCCCCUGGGGAACCAUGAGGAUCUGGCCUACUUGGGAAACAUCACCAUUGGGACGCCCCCUCAGGAGUUCAGGGUCGUCUUUGACACAGGCUCAGCUGACCUGUGGGUGUUCUCCAUCUACUGCUCCAGCCCAGCCUGCCGUGCAAAGAAGCUCUUCAACCCUAACUUGUCCAGAACCUUCCAGCACAAACGCCAGCGCUUCGAAAUCAUAUACAGCUGUGGGAGUGUUAAUGGAACUAUUGGCUAUGACACCGUCCGGAUUGGAAACCUUGUCAACAUGCACCAGGCAUUUGGGCUGAGCAAGUGGCAGAAUGGGUUUGAAGAUACACCUUUUGAUGGCAUCCUGGGCCUGGCUUACCCCAGCCUGGCCUUUGAAAGGACCACGCUCGUCUUUGACAACUUGAAGAGACAAGGCAUCAUUUCUCAGCCUGUCUUUGCCUUCUACUUGAGCGACCAGAAGGACAAUGGCAGUGUGGUGAUGUUUGGAGGGGUGGACCACAGCUACCACAAAGGAGAGCUCAAGUGGGUACCAGUGUCCCAAACCCACCUCUGGCAGAUGACCAUGAACCGCAUCACUAUGGACAGAAUGGUGAUUGGUUGUUUCAACGGCUGCCAGGCCAUUCUGGAUACCGGGACGUCAUUGCUGCUUGGCCCACCUAGACUGGUCAGAAACAUCCAUAAGCUCAUCAACGGCACACGUCUUGGUGAAGAGUACAUGAUUCCAUGUAGCUCUGUCGCUCAACUGCCUGCCUUCACCCUCAACAUCAAUGGCACUGACUACCCGGUGCCUGCUGAAGCCUACAUCUGGAAGAGUCCUCAGGGCAUCUGUUUCAGCAACUUUCGAGUACAGUCAGACCCCUCAGAUGAACCAGAGACCUGGAUUCUUGGCGACGUCUUCCUGAGACUGUAUUUCUCAGUUUAUGAUCGGGGAAACAACAGGAUUGGCCUGGCGCCCGCAGUGUAA